UCACACACACGCACACACACACACACACACACGGUGAAGUUAGGAAGAGUGAAACAGCAGGACACUUGCUAGAUGUUCAGUUUCAGUGACCUUAAUCUCCAAAAUUUUCUGCUGCUGGGCCCUAGAGGGGGUGAGGGUGUGCUUAUUGAGAUCAUGUUGGCUGGAGCUCUUCUUCCUGAUGCAGCUCUGCUCCGGCUAUGAGCGAUAAGAAGCUUCAGGUAAAGCAGCCAGGUGUUCAUCCAGCGAUGCUGUGGAUCGGUGUGUCACUCGGCUCCCCUGGAUCAGUGGUCAGUCAGCAGCCCUGCUGAGAGAAGCCGGUGCCUUUAAGGAGAGUCUAGCCACCUCUGGAGUGAAGAGCCAGUUUUAAAUGGUGCUUAGGCUGGUGGGCUGCAGGUCUUCACAAGAAUUUGUAUCUCCAAACUGGGAUCUAUGAGCGCCAAGGCUGCAAAGACGAAGGAAGAUAAAGAUGCAAGCAAAGAGCCUCAGCUUAAGGGGAUCGUGACGAAGCUCUACAGUCGGCAGGGCUUCCACCUUCAGCUGCAAGCAGAUGGAACCAUCGACAGCACCAAGGAGGAGGACAGCAGCUAUGCUAUUUUUAACCUAAUUCCAGUGGGACUACGCGUUGUGGCCAUACAGGGCGUCCAGACCAAGCUCUACUUGGCCAUGAACAACGAGGGCUACCUGUACACCUCGGAGCACUUCACACAGGAGUGUAAGUUUAAGGAGUCUGUGUUUGAGAACUACUACGUGACAUACUCCUCGAUGAUUUACCGGCAGCAGUCAGGCCGGGGCUGGUACCUGGGGCUCAAUAAGGAGGGCCAGAUUAUGAAGGGAAACCACGUGAAGAAAACCAAACCAGCCGCCCACUUCAUCCCCAAACCCCUCAAAGCCUCUUCAAGGAGUUCCUGGAGGUGCUGAACAAUAGUUGCUGCUUUUCGUUUACACUGUGAAGCUCCAGCUCAUCCCAAAUCUCAGUUGGUUUUAGGUCAGGUGAUUGUAUAGGACAAAAACACUUUUUUGUGUACUGCGUAGUUCCAUGUGUCCCUUAAAUGUCUUUAAAAUGGAUCUACAAUGUAGAAAAUAAAUGAAAGAAAGAAAUAAAGAAAAAUAUUGAAUGAAAAGGUAUGUCCAAACCUUUGACAGGUACUGUAUAAUAAACAUAUAAAUUCAUGAGACAAGGGUCAGGUCAAAUUUGAUAUACAGUAUCAGUCCUUCCAUCCAUUCAUCCAUUAGUUGCUAAUGUAUGUUUUCUAAUCUGUGUGUUCAU
This is a messenger RNA of Astyanax mexicanus (Mexican tetra), 1267 nucleotides long. It is a transcript of the gene fgf13b, whose product is annotated as fibroblast growth factor 13b. The transcript has 5 exons. Gene Ontology annotation, molecular function: growth factor activity; fibroblast growth factor receptor binding. Gene Ontology annotation, biological process: animal organ morphogenesis; positive regulation of protein phosphorylation; cell differentiation. NCBI's taxonomy places the organism in Eukaryota, Metazoa, Chordata, Actinopteri, Characiformes, Acestrorhamphidae. Bases 430 to 918 code for a protein of 162 amino acids. Gene Ontology annotation, cellular component: cytoplasm. The record is from RefSeq and is a predicted model, not a curated record.